AUCAUCAAAAUCCCAAAACUUCAUCAUUUUUUUCUACAGGCGGCCAAAAACAGAGUACAUCCAAUAUGAGUAACCGACGGAAACAGAGCACCACUGCCGGCAUCUUCCUCUGCAUCACCAUCUCCACCUUAUCUUUAUUAUCCGGCGAUGUCUCCGCCUUGGGAGUAAACUGGGGUACAAUGGCAACUCAUCAGCUCCCUCCAAAGACGGUGGUUCAGAUGUUAAAAGACAACAACGUUAAAAAAGUGAAGCUUUUCGAUGCCGACACAAACACCAUGGUAGCUCUUGCCGGAUCCGGUAUUGAAGUUAUGGUUGCAAUCCCUAACGAUCAGCUCAAAGCCAUGGGAAGUUAUAACAGAGCUAAAGAUUGGGUCAGAAGAAACAUCACUCGUUUCAACGACGACGUUAAAAUCAAAUAUGUCGCCGUUGGGAAUGAGCCGUUUUUGACAGCUUACAAUGGAUCAUUCAUUAACCUAACUUAUCCAGCACUCUUCAACAUCCAAAAAGCAUUAAACGAAGCCGGAGUUGGAGAUUUCAUCAAAGCCACCGUACCUUUGAACGCUGACGUCUAUAAUUCUCCGCUGGAAAAUCCAGUUCCUUCAGCCGGAAGUUUCCGUCAAGACAUCUUUGAAGAGAUGAAACUAAUAGUCAACUUCUUGGCUCAUAACAAAGCUCCCUUCACCGUCAACAUUUAUCCUUUCCUAAGUCUUUACCUCAGCAGCGACUUCCCUUUUGACUACGCCUUCUUCAAUGGCCAAAACACUGUCAGCGAUAACGGCGUUAUCUAUACAAAUGUUUUCGACGCCAAUUUCGAUACCCUCUUGGCUUCACUCAGAGCAUUGGGUCAUGGAGAUAUGAUGGUUAUAGUUGGAGAAGUUGGUUGGCCAACAGAUGGUGACAAGAACGCUAAUAUCCCAAACGCAGAACGCUUCUACACAGGUCUGCUUCCGAAGCUAGCAGCCAACAGAGGAACACCUAUGCGUCCGGGUUACAUUGAAGUUUAUCUCUUCGGAUUCAUUGAUGAAGAUGCAAAGAGUAUAGCUCCUGGUAACUUUGAACGUCACUGGGGGAUAUUCAAAUACGAUGGCCAGCCGAAAUUUCCAGCGGAUUUGUCAGGGGCAGGUCAGAAGAAGAUCUUAACCGGAGCUCAAAAUGUUCAGUACUUGCAAAACCAGUGGUGUAUGUUAAACCCUGAUGGCCUCACUUUCAGUAACAACACUAACCAGCUCGGGGAUAACGUAAACUACGCGUGUACCUUCUCUGACUGCACAGCUUUGGGGUAUGGUUCCUCUUGUGGUAAUCUCGAUGAGGUCGGGAAUGCGUCGUAUGCAUUCAACAUGUAUUUUCAGGUGCAGAAUCAGAAGGCAGAGGCUUGUGACUUUGAGGGCCUUGCAAUUAUCACUACCCAGAAUAUUUCUAGAGAACAGUGUAAUUUUCCUAUUCAAAUCGGAGAUCCAACAUCGGGACAUAGUGAUCAUAACCAUAGGUUCAUCGGCUUGGCUCUGGUGAGUAUGUUGCUACUCUUUAUGGCACUAUGAGCUUUUCCAGUUUUGCUUCUUGUUUGGUUUUAUGCAUUGUAGUAUAUUGCUAAUUCUUGAGUCA
Molecule: messenger RNA, 1602 nt
Organism: Arabidopsis arenosa
Lineage: Eukaryota; Viridiplantae; Streptophyta; Magnoliopsida; Brassicales; Brassicaceae
Source: the annotation of a GenBank genome assembly